AUGGCGCCUGCCCCAAAUUUGCAGUGUGUUUUGCCAGCUGGUGUGGAGUUCUAUUCAUCAGGCUUUGAUCCCAAUGAUGUCUCAACAUUUCCACGGAGCUAUCCAAUAGUAUUAACUGAGGGAGAUGGGUCUAAAAUUUAUGUUAGCUGCAUUGCUUUUCGAGAUCCAGUCAGUGAGGAUAUUGCUGAGGCUUAUCGUAUACAUGCAAAUUCAUUUUCAGACAAAUGCAUUUGUCUUGUUUCACGCUCACCCAGCUUCCAUGUCCUCCGGGAUGCACUAGAGGAAAUAUUUUCUCUUUGCUUUUCUCCUACUGGAAGUAGCAAGCCAUUAUGGGAUGUUAUAGCAUAUAUGGUAUCAAAUGUACCUUUGCCUACUCCUGGGAAAGAUCGAGUACUUUUUGCUAUUGAGAACUGUCUGCUUUCUGUUGAGGCACCACCGAAGGAUGGACUCCCUCAUGCUGAUAUAUCCUUUCAGCCACUUGUACAGUGCUUGGAUGUUGACAACUUAAUUAGGCUUUUCACUGCUGUGUUGCUUGAAAGGAGAAUUUUGCUCCGGUCAAACAAGUAUUCUCUUUUAACGCUUGCAUCGGAGGCAAUCUGCCACUUAAUAUAUCCCUUCAGAUGGCAGCAUGUCUACAUUCCAUUACUAUUUUUCAGUGGAGUGGACUACAUUGAUGCUCCUACACCUUACAUGAUGGGUCUUCAUUCAGGUGUUGAUACAUUUGGUCUGGCUAUGGAUGGUGUUGUUGUUGUGGACCUUGAAUAUAAUCGUAUUACUACAUCAGAAGAAAUACCUCCUAUGCCAGAGCCAGAAUUAAGCUCUUUGCGUGGUGAGAUUAUGAAGUUAAUGUAUCCCAAAGUGGUUGGAAUAGACCAGAUGAAGGGUAGUUUUGGUAGUUCACCUGAACAUUAUCCUAGAGGUGACAGUAAGCCCUGGGGAGAGCAGCAUGACCUUCAACUUAGGUUAAUAUUUCUGAAAUUCUUCGCAUCAAUUUUGAGUGGCUAUCGUAAUUUCAUUGAAAAUGGUGCCAGUCAUGUCUUUAACACACAAGCGUUUCUGAAGAAACGCUCUAGAUCAACAAACCAACCACCAGAGUCCAUGAUCACACAGUUCUUAGACUCUCAUGGCUUCCUGGAUUAUUUGGAAAGAGGUCUUGGUUCAGAUGAAAACAGUAAUAAUCUUUUAGACAAGUUACAAGAUGCAUGUGGGAGAGGUCAAAAUCCGAUGUCGAUUCUUCCCUUUCCUUUGGCAGAACCUGAGAUCAUAACCAUAUCAGAUCCUGGUGUUGGAAUAGCAGGUUCAGGUGCCAAGUACUGUUAUGACAGAUUUCCUUCGAACAUUAGAACAGAAGAGCAAGAGGAAAAGAGGAAAUCAAUUCUUGCAGCAGCAAGUGGAGCUCUGGAAUAUGCUGGAAGAUAUAAUCCUAGCUCACCUUCUAUUGAUCCUGGUAAAGACCCAAAGGCGGGAAGUCUUAGUCCAAGGUCGAGGGCGGCUGAACGAGAGAGGAUGGUUCUGGACAUUAAAGUGAAGUUGCAGGGGUUGUGGUUGCGCCUUCUGAAAUUAGGGGCAACAGAUGAUCCUCUUUCAUCUUUCGAAUAUGGGACAAUCCUUGCUUUGAUUGAGUCUGAUGCAGAGGGCAUUGGUGGUAGUGGGUUUGUUGAAUGUAUAAGAGAACACAUUCAUUCGGGAUGGCUUGGUCAGUUAACUGAGGAGCAGUUUGUUGCCGUGAAAGAACUGCUAAAAACAGCAAUUAGUCGUGCCACCUCUCGGAAUGACAUGGCAACUGUGAGAGAUGCUCUUGAAGUAUCUGCAGAAAUGUUCAAGAAGGACUCUAAUAAUGUUCCAGACUAUGUUCAGCGUCAUCUCCUUUCUCUUUCAAUCUGGGAGGAAUUACGCUUCUGGGAAGGAUACUUUGAGUUUUUAAUGGACCAGUCUUCAAGCAAAGAGGCCAAUUACGUGACGCUGGUAACGGCACAACUAAUUAUUGUGGCAUCACACAUGGCGGGGUUAGGACUUCCUGACAAUGAUGCUUGGUACAUAAUUGAGACAAUUGCUGAGAAGAACAAUAUUGGCUACAAGCAGUUUAUAAAAUUGAGGGGGUUAUUGUCACAUAUCCAACAACUACGCAUUGGUUAUUGGGGUAUCUCUUCUGUGAAGGUCCAGUCUGUCUCAUCAUAUGCCUUGCCCUCCCCACACUCUCAAGAUGCAGUGGGUGAAAGUCAGCAGCCAGCUGAGGCUUCGGGUGUUGGAAGGAGCUGGGUUCAGAGCAUGUUUAGUAGGGAUACAACAGCAAGAACUAACUCUUUUAGUCGUGUUCGUAGUAGAUGGACCUCUGAUAAUGGUACUUUAGAGAAUGCAAAAAGUGUUUCCUCUCCCCGCAAAUCAGAUUUUCCUGCUGCUGGGCCAAAGAAAGCUCAGUCCGUUGUGCGGAUACUUAGGGGUCAUAAUGGUGCCGUCACUGCUUUACACUGUGUAACAAGAAGGGAAGUGUGGGAUCUAGUUGGUGACCGUGAAGAUGCAGGCUUCUUCAUAAGUGGAAGUACAGAUUGCGCGGUUAAGAUAUGGGAUCCUAGCAUGCGCGGGUCUGAGCUUAGGGCAACAUUGAAAGGGCAUUCAAGGUCAGUCCGUGCGAUUAGUUCUGACCGAGGCAAGGUGGUAUCUGGAUCCGAUGAUCAGUCUGUUAUUGUUUGGGAUAAACAAACGGCUCAACUUCUAGAAGAACUGAAAGGCCAUGAUGGACAGGUCAACUGUGUACGGAUGCUAUCAGGUGAGCGUGUCCUUACUUCUUCCCAUGAUGGCACUAUAAAGAUGUGGGAUGUGAGAACAGAUACUUGUGUAGCAACUGUCGGCCGUUGCACAAGUGCAAUUCUUUGCAUGGAAUAUGAUGAUUCAACAGGAAUCUUAGCUGCUGCUGGUAGAGAUGCGGUUGCAAAUAUUUGGGACAUCCGUGCUGGCAGGCAGAUGCACAAGCUUUUAGGGCACACAAGAUGGAUUCGGUCAAUUAGGAUGGUUGGAGAUACUGUAGUUACUGGUAGUGAUGAUUGGACUGCUAGAAUCUGGUCUGUUUCUCGAGGGACGUGUGAUGCUGUCCUAGCAUGCCAUGCUGGUCCAAUUUUAUGUGUCGAGUACUCGACGCCAGACAAAGGAAUAAUCACUGGUUCAUCUGAUGGCCUGCUCCGGUUUUGGGAAAAUGAGGAAGGAGGGAUAAGAUGUGUGAAGAAUGUAACGAUUCACUCUUCUUCCAUUUUAUCCAUCAAUGCUGGAGAACAUUGGUUGGGGAUUGGUGCAGCAGAUAAUUCCAUGUCUCUUUUCCAGCGCCCUCAAGAAAGGAUGGGUGGCUUUUCUUCCAACACAGGAUCAAAAAUGGCUGGAUGGCAACUCUAUCGAACACCUCAGAGAAAUGUUGCUGUGGUACGCUGUGUGGCUUCGGACCUUGAAAGGAAGAGGAUAUGCAGUGGUGGUCGUAACGGACUCCUUCGGCUUUGGGAGGCCACCAUCAAUAUCUAGUGUUGUACUAUAGAGUUUUGUAAUUUUUUUAUUUGCAAUUUCUGUUAAUCUCCUUAUCACAAUAUAAGCAUGUUCAGGUACUGUUCUCUGCAGUCAAGCUGUUUUACCUCAUGAAGCCAUCUGGUUUCGAGUUGUCGAUUAUAUUGUUUGUUGAAGCAGUCAUACGUAAUGUAAUGUUGUUCCUUUCAGUUGUUGAUUUAAUGGUUCAAGUUACAUAGUUCUCUUUCA
This is a messenger RNA of Macadamia integrifolia, 3735 nucleotides long. RefSeq names its product DENN domain and WD repeat-containing protein SCD1. The coding region runs from base 1 to 3507 and encodes 1168 amino acids. Gene Ontology annotation, molecular function: protein binding. The transcript has 30 exons. Gene Ontology annotation, biological process: regulation of Rab protein signal transduction. The record is from RefSeq and is a predicted model, not a curated record. Gene Ontology annotation, cellular component: cytoplasmic vesicle. Lineage: Eukaryota; Viridiplantae; Streptophyta; Magnoliopsida; Proteales; Proteaceae.